This is a messenger RNA of Drosophila rhopaloa, 327 nucleotides long. RefSeq lists its product as uncharacterized. Bases 4 to 255 code for a protein of 83 amino acids. The transcript has 3 exons. The record is from RefSeq and is a predicted model, not a curated record. NCBI's taxonomy places the organism in Eukaryota, Metazoa, Arthropoda, Insecta, Diptera, Drosophilidae.
CAAAUGAAGUUCCUCUGGCUGGUUUUACUGGCUUGUGUUGCUGCGGAACAUUGUGAUAAGCCCUGUCCCAUUAAAGAUAACCCCGGAUGUGCCAGCAGGGACGGAAAAUGCUUUUAUACCGUUCGCAAUCCAUGUGUGUUGCAGGCAAUCAACUGCUAUCGGAAGUCGAAAAGCUUAUCUGCUCUGAAACCCGUUUCUCGCAGCAAGUGCAACAAAAACCAACUUCCAAUAUGCGACCAUAUUGAUACAUCAUAAAUGAGUAGAAACAAAACCCAAUUCAUAAUUUUUUAUUAAUAAUGUAUGUAAAUGUUUGUAUUAAAAUAAUCG